UAAAUUAAAGAAAUCCGGCAACCCUGUUACUGAGUAUUUUUUUGUUUUUAAAAAUAAAGAAAUAAUAAGUAAUCAUCGUAAGCAGUGAAUAGAAAAAAUAUUGCGAAAUAAAUAAUGGAGGAACUUUUAAACGAGGUUGUUCCCCAGGAUGAGCUAGAGAAAUUCGAGAAAAAAUAUGCUCAUGAACUUGAAUUAGAUGGAGAAGUAUCUGUAGAAACCAAAUUCGAGUAUGGGUUCUGCUUAGUUCGCAGCAGAUAUACCAACGACAUCAGAAAGGGCAUUAUGAUAUUGGAGGAUUUAGCACGAAUACAUCCGGAGGGAAGACGCGACUAUAUUUAUUAUUUGGCUUUUGGUAAUGCUCGAAUAAAAAAUUAUUCAGAAGGCCUAAAAUAUUGUCGGGCAUUUUUGGAUAUCGAAUCAAAUGAUCAAGUUCGAUCUUUAGAGGAAUAUAUUAAAAAACAAAACGACAAGGAAAUGGCCAAGGGCAUGGCAGUAGCUGGUGGUGCUGCUUUAGUUUUGGGAGGAAUUCUUGGACUUGGGAUAGCUCUAGCGAAAAAUAAACAAAAACGCAAUAAAUAAAUGCAGGAUAUUUGCUACAAAUGUAUCUAACUGAUAUUUGCAUUCAAUUCAAUGGAAUCACCCUUAAACAAUAAAAUAUAAAUUCAUACAAACGUAUGUAUUCACGCAAAUAUUAACAUUUAUACAUGAAAAAUAGAAGUUAGAGAUCACCGAGAUAUAUCCGCUGAAUGUGAUACUUGUUGCAUAAAUAAAAUAAAAACAAAAGCUUAUCAUUGAUGAAAUAUAUACAAUUUGUAUAUGUUUUAUGAAUGAUAUGUGGACAAAAUAACCUAUUUUUAUAAAUAGUUAAUAAAAUUUUUGUUAUGUUUGUGAUUAUAAAUUAUAUUCCAUUUUUUCCUUAUUUCGUUAUAAAUUCGAAAUAAAACUGUUGUAGCAUGUGUUUUAAAUAAAUUAACAUUUCUUAAAUAAAA
Messenger RNA from Lucilia cuprina (Australian sheep blowfly), 989 nucleotides. RefSeq names its product mitochondrial fission 1 protein (gene Fis1). The record is from RefSeq and is a predicted model, not a curated record. NCBI's taxonomy places the organism in Eukaryota, Metazoa, Arthropoda, Insecta, Diptera, Calliphoridae. Gene Ontology annotation, molecular function: protein binding. Gene Ontology annotation, cellular component: peroxisomal membrane; mitochondrial outer membrane. The coding region runs from base 115 to 579 and encodes 154 amino acids. The transcript has 5 exons. Gene Ontology annotation, biological process: peroxisome fission; mitochondrial fragmentation involved in apoptotic process; autophagy of mitochondrion.